GUCUACUGCCAGCGCUUCUUCGCCAACCGCGAGCACUCGAGCUACUUUGAAGUACGCAUACCGCUGCUGGGCGAGGAGGGAAGCACGGUAGCAGGUACAGCGGCCGAUCACGACGCCAGCAGCGAGCACGUGUGGGCGCGAGUAUGGCAGCAGGCCAAAGAGGCGCUCGACGCCAGUAGAGCGCAGGCGGGCCGUACCAUCACCGAAGGCAACGUGGACGAGGCCAACCCGUGGCUACGCCGGACCGGCUGGGUGCCAUACUUGGCGGGACAGGACCGCGAAGUGCUCGUACAGCUGGUCGAAAAGCCG
Messenger RNA from Dissoconium aciculare CBS 342.82, 309 nucleotides. RefSeq lists its product as uncharacterized. The record is from RefSeq and is a predicted model, not a curated record. The annotation marks the transcript as partial. The transcript has a single exon. NCBI's taxonomy places the organism in Eukaryota, Fungi, Ascomycota, Dothideomycetes, Mycosphaerellales, Dissoconiaceae.